AUGUCUCGCUACGCCGAAGCUCACGCAAACCCCCAGGGUCCCGGCGACGCCCGCCCAACAGCACUGCAGAUUGUGAAAGACACCGAGAUGGAAGGCAAGCUUGCUGGCAAGUCAGCUGUAAUCACCGGUGUCUCAUCCGGCAUCGGCCUUGAAACAGUCCGAGCCAUCGCAGCAACCGGCGCAUUUCUCUAUCUCACAGCCCGGGAUUUGAACAAAGCGAAAACCGCUCUGGACGACAUCUUCAAGCCAGAGCAGAUGGAACUUAUCCACAUGGACCAGUCCUCCCUUGAAAGUGUGCGUAACGCCGCGAAGACCAUCCUUUCCAAAACCGACAAAGUAAGCCUCCUGAUCAACAACGCCGGGAUCAUGGCUUUGCCGGAACUCCGCCUGUCAAUGGAUGGCUAUGAGCUGCAGUUCGCAACAAACCAUCUUUCCCAUUUCCUGCUCUUCAACCUACUCAAGCCUGCCAUGCUUGCCGCCUCCACUCCUGAGUUUCAGUCUCGCGUCGUUAACGUAUCUUCCGAUUCACACCGACAUCACGGUAUCAACGCGUCGGAUAACUAUAACUUCCAGAAAGGUGGAUACGAACCAUGGACAGCAUAUUCUCAGUCUAAGACAGCGGUUAUUUACAUGGCAAAUGAACUCGACCGUCGAUAUGGCUCUCGCGGACUGCACGCGACCAGUGUUCACCCCGGGAUGAUCGCCACUAAUCUGGGACAAUACCUUACUCCCGAGCAGAUUGAACAAUUGCUCCAGAAUACGAGAUGGAAUUCUCUGUGGAAGAGCUUCGAGCAAGGCGCUGCGACAACGGUAUGGGCCGCUGUUGGUAGGGAGUGGGAAGGCAACGGGGGAAAAUUCCUUGCUGGAUGUGCCGAGGCCGUACGUGGCCCGGAAGGAACUGAGGAUUAUGUUGGGACAUUUGUCAAUCACACAUAUAAGCCGGAGGACGAGGCUCGGCUGUGGAAAGAUUCGUUGGAGAUGGUUGGACUGUCGGAUGAUAAGUGA
This is a messenger RNA of Aspergillus oryzae RIB40, 1005 nucleotides long. RefSeq lists its product as uncharacterized. Bases 1 to 1005 code for a protein of 334 amino acids. The record is from RefSeq and is a predicted model, not a curated record. The transcript has a single exon. NCBI's taxonomy places the organism in Eukaryota, Fungi, Ascomycota, Eurotiomycetes, Eurotiales, Aspergillaceae.